This is a messenger RNA of Propithecus coquereli (Coquerel's sifaka), 689 nucleotides long. It is a transcript of the gene BATF3, whose product is annotated as basic leucine zipper transcription factor, ATF-like 3. The record is from RefSeq and is a predicted model, not a curated record. Gene Ontology annotation, biological process: regulation of transcription by RNA polymerase II. The transcript is spliced from 3 exons. Gene Ontology annotation, cellular component: nucleus. NCBI's taxonomy places the organism in Eukaryota, Metazoa, Chordata, Mammalia, Primates, Indriidae. Bases 39 to 410 code for a protein of 123 amino acids. Gene Ontology annotation, molecular function: RNA polymerase II cis-regulatory region sequence-specific DNA binding; DNA-binding transcription factor activity, RNA polymerase II-specific.
UGCGCGACGGGGCGGGCCUGGCCGGAGGAGCGCCCGGCAUGUCGCAAGUGCUCCCAGUCGCCUGCAGCGUCCUGCAGAGGAGCGUUGCGACGCCCGGGAUCCAGCCGCAGCCGCAGAGCCCUGAAGAUGAUGACAGGAAGGUCCGGAGGAGAGAAAAAAACCGAGUUGCUGCUCAGAGAAGUCGGAAGAAGCAGACCCAGAAGGCUGACAAACUCCACGAGGAGUACGAGUGCCUGGAGCAGGAAAACGCCGGGCUGCGGAGGGAGAUCGGGAAGCUGACGGAGGAGCUGAAGCACCUGACCGAGGCGCUGAGGGAGCACGAGAAGAUGUGCCCGCUGCUGCUCUGCCCCGUGAACUUUGUGCCGGUGCCGCCGCGGCCGGACCCCAUGGCCGGCUGCCUGCCCCGAUGAAGCCCGAGGACACCGCUCUGCCCAGCGAGGAGCCUUGGCCGAUCUCACACGUGGGAGGAAGGGUUUUCUUCCGCAGUUGUGUACCGGGGGACCUGAGGCCUGGCCUCCUCCUGGGAGCUCGGGGGCCAGCCGUGUCCCUGCAGACUGCAGACCGGGCACAGCACGAUGCCCGCAGCACCCCACUCUCAGGGCUCUUGCGCAGAUCUGGCGGGAAGGCCACCCUCAGGAGUGACUUCUUAUCCACUCUGGCAGCUAGUAGGUUCUGCCGUCAUGGAGAAC